GUCCUAGCUCGAGUCUGGAGAGUCCAUGCGUGAUAUGGGUUAGGUACUACGGUUAUCAAUAUCAGUCAGAUUCGUCGUAGAACCUGUCAGACAGCAGAAGCAGGUAACCGCGGGUUAGACUCAGGAGGGUUUCAGUUUCCAAGAUGGCCGUGGAAGCUCUGUUGUUGCAGCCCUGGGCCUCAGGCUUUCAACAGAUCUCGACUUCUUUCCAGAACGAACAAAGAGCGCGCGCCUUUCUGUGAGAAACUCGUUGAUUAGGGUGUUCCACCAUGCCUGGACUUGUCAUGGCUCCUGAGGCUGUCACAGAAAUGGAGUCUCCGCGCGUGAAGAAGUCAAAGAAGGCAAAGGCGGAGAGCCCGGACACCGUGAUGGAGGUGGUCGAGCAGAAGAAAAGCAAGAAAGAGAAGAAGUCAAAAACAGAGACUGUUGAGCUCGCAGAAGCGAGUCCAAAGUCGGAAAAAAAGUCAAAGAAGAGGAAGCAAGCUGAGGCGAGCUCAGAAGAAGAGGCAGUGGUUGAGAAGAAGACAAAGGGGGAGGAUGGGGAAGCGGUGCCAAAGAAGAAGAAGAAGAAGAAGGUGGUUGAGAAAGGUGAAGCAGAGAAGGAAGAGGAGAGCGACAAUUCUGUGAAGGAGCCUGUGCCCGCUGAUGAUCCCAACCACCUUUCUCACUUCAAGAUCUCGAAGGAGGUGGUUGCAAAGUUGAAAACAAAGGGGAUCGAGGCGCUGUUCCCUAUCCAGGCCAAGACCUUUGACAUCGUGCUUGACGGAACAGACCUCGUGGGCAGAGCGAGGACUGGCCAGGGCAAGACACUGGCGUUUGUCCUGCCUCUUUUGGAGCUGUUGCGGGCGGCGUCUAGUCCUGCGGAGCUGAGGGGCCAGCGGCAGUACGGCAGGAAGCCAAGUGUUAUCGUGCUGCUGCCCACUAGAGAGCUGGCAAAACAGGUACACACAGAUUUUGAGGCUUUCGGCCAGACCUGUGGCCUAUCCACUCUUUGCGUCUACGGGGGUGCUCCAUUCCCCCCUCAGACGAGCGCACUGCGGCGUGGCGUUGACGUCGUGGUUGGGACCCCCGGGCGGAUCAAGGACCACCUUGAGAAGGGGGCCCUUGAUCUGAAGAAACUCAAAUUUAGAGUGCUGGACGAAGCGGACGAGAUGCUCAACAUGGGCUUUGUGGACGAUGUCGAGACGAUCCUAGGGGCGGUGGACGAUAAGGAGCAGGUGCAGACACUGCUCUUCUCAGCCACAAUGCCUGAUUGGGUGCGCGAGAUUUCCAAGCGCUUCCUGAAGGACAGUAGAAAGACGGUGGACCUGGUGGGGAACGAGGCGAUGAAGGCCAGCAAGUCGGUACAGCAUCUCCUGCUGCCCUGCCACUGGACCCAGCGAGCGUCGGUGGUCCAGGACGUGAUCCGGUGCUACAGCAGUGGCGAGGGGCGCACCAUCGUGUUUACGGAGACCAAGAAGGACGCGACCGAGCUGGCGGUGGCGCUGGCGGACAGCGCAAGCGCACUGCACGGGGAUAUCGCGCAGGCGCAGCGUGAGACCACCCUCGCCGGCUUCCGUUCUGGCAAAUUCAACGUGCUCGUCGCGACCGACGUGGCCGCGCGCGGGCUCGACAUCAAUGACGUCCAAGUCGUCAUCCAGUGCGAGCCGCCGCGCGACGCCGAGACGUACAUCCAUCGGUCCGGGAGAACCGGGCGGGCCGGAAACACUGGCAUUAGCGUCAUGCUAUAUGGGAGGAAGCACGAGUACAUGGUUCCGAUCAUCGAGAGGAAGGCCGGGUUCAAGUUCGAGCGGAUAACGCCGCCCGCGCCGGCGGACAUUGCGAAGGCGAGCGCGUUGCGGGCGCUGAGUGGGGUGCGGGAAGUGGACGACAGCGUCAUCCCGAUGUUCCAGGAGGCUGCCGAGACGCUGCUCGCUGAGGUGGGCGUGACGCCAGUGCAAGCGCUUGCGAAGGCGCUCGCGAAGAUCGCGGGCCACACCGAGCUCAAGCAGCGGUCCCUGCUGACGUCACACGAGGACGCCACCACGCUGCACUUCAAGGCCGGCAGCGCCGUCAGGACGCCCACAUUCGUGUGGAACUACCUGCGCAAGUGCCUGCCAGAGGAGUCGCUGUCGGACGUCCGGCGGAUGAGCCUCACUGCGGACGGGCAGGGCGCGGUCUUCGACGUGCCCACCACUCUGGCCAAGGACUUCGUGGCAGCGGCCACGAAGGAGCAAGAGACGGCUCCCUCCUGGCAGGCCGCGGUCACAAUUGAAAUUGCGACGGCACUCCCGGCUCUUCUAGCGAGGCCCGAGAGCGCCAGCUCGGGGGGGUACGGAGGCGGCAGGGGACAGAGCAGUGGGGGCCGCGGCGGCCGGGGGGGUUUCGGGAGCCCUAGGGGGAGGGGGGGGAAGGUUUGGUUCCGGGGGAGGGUUCAGGGGCAGGGGGAGGUAUUGAUUUGUGUCUGGAGCAGCGGCGGGUGA
Messenger RNA from Klebsormidium nitens, 2462 nucleotides. Lineage: Eukaryota; Viridiplantae; Streptophyta; Klebsormidiophyceae; Klebsormidiales; Klebsormidiaceae. The record is from the annotation of a GenBank genome assembly.